Messenger RNA from Coffea arabica (coffee), 987 nucleotides. The record is from RefSeq and is a predicted model, not a curated record. Lineage: Eukaryota; Viridiplantae; Streptophyta; Magnoliopsida; Gentianales; Rubiaceae.
AUGUAUAGAGAUGCAACUAGUUCAUCCUCAGAUGAAGACGAUCUUCUAUUUGCAGCCGAUGCAGCCCUAUUGUUCGGUCUAGAUGCUGAACCAAUCAGAGGUCCUAUCCAGAAGGUUCCAUGCAGAACAUCAGCUUUAUCUGGCAGACAAUGGUUUGAAGAACUGAUGUCAGGGCACUACACCCGAAUUAUGGAUGCAACGAGGUUAAGCGUAGAUUCAUUUAUGAGAUUGUGCAACAUAUUGGCCGAUUGUGGAUUUGUUCCCCAGCAUCAUCAAAAAAGGGUGACGAUAGAGGAGGCACUUGCGAUGACUUUAGUUAUGAUGAGUCACAAUAUGCGGAUGCGCAUGAUUGUGGACCGAUUCAACCACUCGCUGGAGAUAGUGCAUCGGAAUAUUCAUGAAGUUAUCAAGGGUCUAUGUACAUUUGCGCAAUUCAUCAUCACUCCAAGGCGCCAGGAUGAAGUCCAUCCAAAAAUUUUCAAUGCUACCAGAUUUUAUCUAUGGUUUGAGGACGCAGUUAGGACCAUUGACGGGACACAUAUACCCGCUUCUGUCCCGAGUAGACGACAGGUGGCAUACACAAAUAGAUAUGGAGUGCAGUCAGUUGUAUGUGAUCAUGAUAUGAGGUUUGUAUACGUGUAUGCAGGUUGGGAGGGAAGUGCCCAUGAUGCUCAGCGAACAUUUGGGGUCCUUAAGAGGAGAUUUGCUAUCUUGCGGGGCGCCAUACCCCACUAUAUGAUGACUGCUCAGAUAAACGUUGUUAUUGUCUGUUGUGCUGUACAUAAUUUCAUUAGAGAUCAACAGCCGAAUGACUAUUAUUUCGCCAACCCCGAUAUAGGAGAUCCAGACACAAAUGGUGCAAUUCCUCCCUAUCCGGAGAUACAUCCAUUACAUUCCCCUCCCGAAGUGAUUAACCAAUGGAUUGGCAUGAGAGAUGCAAUGGCCAAUCAUAUGUUCAGUACCUAUAGAAAUACACGCCAUCGUUAA